This is a messenger RNA of Setaria italica (foxtail millet), 1219 nucleotides long. Its product is annotated as putative cyclin-dependent kinase F-2. The coding region runs from base 65 to 1036 and encodes 323 amino acids. Gene Ontology annotation, cellular component: nucleus. NCBI's taxonomy places the organism in Eukaryota, Viridiplantae, Streptophyta, Magnoliopsida, Poales, Poaceae. The transcript has a single exon. Gene Ontology annotation, biological process: regulation of mitotic cell cycle; protein phosphorylation. The record is from RefSeq and is a predicted model, not a curated record. Gene Ontology annotation, molecular function: cyclin-dependent protein serine/threonine kinase activity; ATP binding.
UCUCUCUCUCCAUCGCUCUAGAUUUUCUCGGCGCGCAAGGAAAGGAUCCCAUCCAUCCCGGUUCAUGGCGGAGGCGCCGACGGCAGCCCGGAAGCGUCCGGCCCCCGACGGAACCUGUCCCCCGGCGGCGGCCAAGAAGCGGGCACGGUAUCAGUUCGCGAGCAUCCACGACUACGAGAAGCUCGAGGUACUAGGGGAGGGCAGCUACAGCGUGGUGUUCAAGGCUCGUGACCGGCGCACGGGGGAGAAGGUCGCUGUCAAGUGGAUCCGCGGCGGCGGCGGCGGGCCCGACCGCUCCGCCGUCUUCCGUGAGGCCGGCUGCCUCGCCGCGUGCCGCGGCCACCCGUCGAUCGUGCAGAUCAAGGAUGUCGCCACCAACGAGGCGACCGGGGACCUGUUCAUCGUGAUGGAGCUCGUCGGCUCCAGCCUCCGCGACUGGCUCACGCGGCCCCUCUCCGAGGACCAGACGCGCGCGUUCAUGCGGCAGCUCCUGGACGCCACCAAGAAGCUGCACGGCACCAGGACGCUUCACCGUGACAUCAAGCCGGAGAAUGUCCUCGUCGUCCCCGGCGGCGUGCUAAAGAUUUGCGAUUUCGGCUGCGCGACGCCGAUGAACCCCAACGGGACGCCGUACCCGGAGCGUUGCGUGGGCACGAUGCAGUAUUGCUCGCCGGAGCAGCUGAUGGGUAGCAGGUGCUACGGAUCGGCGGUGGACAUGUGGGCGUUGGGGUGCGUCAUGGCCGAGCUCCUGACCGGCCAACCCCUGUUCGAGGCCGACACGGAGGAGGACGUGCUGGAGCAGAUAAAGGACCUGCGAGACGAGUUCAGUGCGAUAGGAUUGCAGGUGUUCGAUGUCCUGCCGGAGCUGUCGCAGGCAGGGAGAGAGGUCCUUGCCGGCCUUCUGAGAUUCGACCAUGAGGAGAGGCUCACGGCAGCGGAUGCGCUCAAGCAUCGGUGGUUCACGGAGGACGCCAAGCCCCCUGCCGUCGCAAAAGCAGAGUACCCUGGCUUUGUGCCUCUGUUCUCCGCAGCAUAGGAAAAGUUGAUUCGUGACAGCGAUGUACAUACAGAGUCUACCCCCAAAUUGAUUCUUGUAGUUUAUUGCUGUAUUAUUUAAUUUAUUUGUAGCUUCAUUAGGAAUAAGCACUGUUUUGUAAAUCCAUUCUACCGUUCUUCUGUUAUCUGAGGAAUCAGAAACAGGAAGUAAUGCAUUAUUGCU